UCUUAAAACAAAACAAAGACGCCUAUAAUGAAUCAAGGGCUUUUACAAUAGCAAUAGCUUCUCCGUUUUUCUUCUGUUUCUGUUUCCACAAUGCUCUCUCGUUUCAUCUCCAAAUCCUCACACCUCCGACUCUUAACCCUGCUUCCUUCCAAAACCCACUUCUUAAACCCUAAACCCAUUUCCCCUAUAUCCUCUUUUCCCAUUCCCAAGCCAUAUUUCUUCCCCAGCAACACCCAUUUCUUCUCCACAGGUAACAACAACAAUGGCGAAGAUUCAGAGCCAUCAUCUUCUGAUUUGUGGAAACUUUCUUCUGAAUCUGAUCAAUCACUGUUCAAUGAAGACAUAGAAAGUGUUGAGGGUAUACAAACGCAGGUUCUUGAUGACGGGUCUUGGGCUAAACAAGAAGAAAAAGAAGAGAGUGGUGAUGUGUUUAAAGAAAAUAAGGGUGUUGGUGGAGGUAGGGAGGAUGAGAUUUGGGCAACCGCUGAAGGGUAUAAUAAAGCUUGGAGUUUUGAUGUGGAAGGUGAAGGAGAGAAAGUGUUUGAUGUCGGAGAAGAAGAGGUUAUAGUAGAAACUAAAAUAAUGGGUUUUGAAGAGGAGGGUAAACUUGAGAAUGCUGAGGAGAAAAAGCUUCUUGAAUUGGAAGAGAAAGCUCUUACUGAGGUUCUUAAAGGUCCUAAUCGUGCAUUUGGUGAUCUAAUAGCGGCAUCUGGAAUCACGGAUGAAAUGCUGGACAGUUUGAUUGCUUUGAGAGACCUGGAUGACAUUAAAGGGCUUCCUCCUUUGAGAGAAAUCGAAGAUAUGCGUUAUGAAAAGAAUACUAGGAAAUCAAGCAGAGCUGACAUAGAGCGCCAAAAACAGGAGGAAGUAGCCAAGGCGCGAGUCAAACAAGUAGAUGAAAAGGGAAGGGCUUAUGGGACAGGAAGAAGGAAGUGUAGUAUAGCCCGUGUUUGGGUUGAACCAGGUGCUGGUAAAUUUAUGGUGAAUGACAAAGAGUUUGAUGUAUACUUCCCAAUGCUUGAUCACCGGGCUGUUCUCCUUCGGCCUUUUACUGAAACUAAGACAUUGGGCAUGUGGGACGUGAGAUGUACUGUAAAAGGUGGCGGUGUGUCAGGUCAAGUUGGUGCGAUUCAGCUAGGCAUCAGCAGGGCAUUGCAGAAUUGGGACCCAGAGUUGCGGCCUCCUCUCAGAGAAGGUGGCUACUUGACGAGAGACUCGAGAGUUGUGGAGAGGAAAAAGCCUGGUAAAGCAAAAGCAAGAAAGAGCUUCCAAUGGGUCAAGCGUUGAACUGUUAUGGUGCUAACACUAGGAUGUCGCUGGAACUGGUAUCCCAAAGGAUUUGGUAUCAAUCACAGAAUUUUCUAUUUGGAGCCAUUGUUAACUUAUGGCACGAGUAUACAAGAUAUGUUGCCUAGAAUAUUCUAAGUUGGCUGAGUUCUAGGAUGGUUGUUUUUUGUUAGAGUUGCUUUCUCACACACAUUUGUAACAUAAUUAGCUUGAUAUAACUAUAUUUUGUAUCCAAGAGGAUAGUUUUGAGAGCUUUAAUAAUGCAGACUGCCUUUGAAGUGGUGCAAAAUUUCUCCA
This is a messenger RNA of Nicotiana attenuata, 1584 nucleotides long. Its product is annotated as 28S ribosomal protein S9, mitochondrial. Gene Ontology annotation, molecular function: structural constituent of ribosome; RNA binding. Gene Ontology annotation, biological process: translation. The coding region runs from base 91 to 1287 and encodes 398 amino acids. Gene Ontology annotation, cellular component: ribosome; cytosolic small ribosomal subunit. The transcript is spliced from 4 exons. Lineage: Eukaryota; Viridiplantae; Streptophyta; Magnoliopsida; Solanales; Solanaceae. The record is from RefSeq and is a predicted model, not a curated record.